AUGUCACAGCAAAAUGAGGCCACAACAGAUCAACAAGCCCCUGGACCAUCAAUGACACAGGCUCCUAAACAAAAUAAAAGGAAGAUGCCAGGACCAUUGCCUGAAAGUUCUUUCCUCAAAGAGGCUAGAGCAGCAAUGCCAUCUGCAGGAACCAACACUGCAACAAGACUAGGUAGUCUUACAACUAGAGUUGAAGUGAUGAGGAAGGCCAAGCAGCAUGCCAAUGAAAUUUUGCAUGAACAGAGGUGUGCUAAAAUCCUGGAAAAAAGAGAAGCAGCUGCUUUGCAAAAAGCGGGUGAAGCCCUUGCCAAGAAAGAAGCACAAAAGUCUAAAAAAGCACUUGAAAAAGAAGCACUCAAGGCAGAGGCAAGGAAAAAGAGAGAGGCAGAAGCUGAAGCAAAGAAGGUUGCAGCUGCAGCUAAGAAAGAGGCACUACAGGAAGCAAAGAAGAGGGCUUUAGAAGAGAAGAAAGUAGCAGUUGAAGCAAAGAAGAGGGCUUUAGAAGAGAAGAAAGCAACAACUAAAGCAAAGAAGAGGGCUUUAGAAGAGAAGAAAGCAGCAGCUGCAGCAAACAAGCCCAGGAAAGUUAACAUGUUUGAUGAAUUCAGGUCUUGA
Messenger RNA from Aegilops tauschii subsp. strangulata, 615 nucleotides. Lineage: Eukaryota; Viridiplantae; Streptophyta; Magnoliopsida; Poales; Poaceae. The record is from RefSeq and is a predicted model, not a curated record.